Messenger RNA from Colius striatus (speckled mousebird), 3272 nucleotides. RefSeq names its product SEH1 like nucleoporin (gene SEH1L). Gene Ontology annotation, molecular function: protein binding; structural molecule activity. The coding region runs from base 100 to 1359 and encodes 419 amino acids. Lineage: Eukaryota; Metazoa; Chordata; Aves; Coliiformes; Coliidae. Gene Ontology annotation, biological process: cellular response to amino acid starvation; positive regulation of TORC1 signaling. Gene Ontology annotation, cellular component: nuclear pore outer ring; Seh1-associated complex. The record is from RefSeq and is a predicted model, not a curated record. The transcript is spliced from 9 exons.
CGGCGGCCGUUGCCCCGCCCGUCCCCGCCGCGUGAGUAGGGCGCGCGCUGGGGCCGGGUGAGCGAGCGGGCGGGAGCGUGGCGGCUGCGCCGCGGUGCGAUGUUCGUGGCGCGCAGUAUCGCGGCGGAUCACCGCGACCUCAUCCACGAUGUCUCCUUCGACUUCCACGGGCGGCGCAUGGCGACCUGCUCCAGCGACCAGAGUGUCAAAGUCUGGGACAAAAGUGAAAAUGGGGAUUGGCAUUGCACUGCCAGCUGGAAGACACACAGUGGAUCUGUGUGGCGUGUGACAUGGGCCCAUCCUGAAUUUGGGCAGGUCCUGGCUUCCUGCUCUUUUGAUAGAACAGCAGCUGUAUGGGAAGAAAUAGUGGGAGAAUCAAACGAUAAACUCCGAGGCCAGAGUCACUGGGUCAAGAGGACCACUCUAGUAGACAGUAGGACGUCUGUUACAGACGUGAAGUUUGCUCCCAAGCAUAUGGGCCUUAUGUUAGCAACCUGCUCAGCAGAUGGAGUCGUAAGGAUUUAUGAAGCUCCAGAUGUGAUGAAUCUCAGUCAGUGGUCACUGCAGCAUGAAAUCUCAUGUAAGCUAAGCUGCAGUUGUAUUUCUUGGAAUCCUUCAAGCUCACGAGCACAUUCUCCAAUGAUAGCUGUAGGGAGUGAUGACAACAGUCCAAAUAUAUUGGCUAAGGUUCAAAUUUAUGAAUAUAACGAGAAUACCAGGAAAUAUGCAAAAGCAGAAGCUCUAAUGACAGUCACAGAUCCUGUACAUGAUAUUGCAUUUGCUCCAAAUCUGGGAAGAUCCUUCCACAUCUUGGCUGUAGCAACCAAAGAUGUACGAAUUUUCACACUAAAACCUCUAAGGAAAGAAUUGACUUCGUCUGGAGGAUUAACAAAAUUUGAAAUUCAUAUUGUGGCACAAUUUGAUAAUCACAACUCCCAGGUGUGGCGAGUGAGCUGGAAUAUUACAGGCACAGUGCUUGCCUCCUCUGGUGAUGAUGGCUGCGUUAGGCUCUGGAAGGCCAAUUACAUGGACAACUGGAAGUGUACCGGUAUACUGAAAGGUAACGGGAGUCCAGUGAAUGGUAGUUCUCAGCAGGGAAUUUUUAAUGCCUCUCUAGGUUCAGCCAAUACAAGUCUACAGAAUUCACUAAAUGGAUCAUCUGCCAGCAGGUAUUUCUUUCCCCCUCUGGAUUCCCCACGGGCUGGAUCGAGAUGGUCCAGUCAUGCCCAGCUCCUUCCUCCUCCUCCUCUGAUAGAGCACUCUUGCGAUGCUGACACUGCCAACAUCCAGUAUCCUCACCCUCGCAGACGAUGUGUGGCUCGGCCUCUUAAUAUGUUACCUGAGAAUGAAGGGGUUUAACAUGUUACUUUAAGUAAACUCUGUAGGGCCUUAUUCUGGUGUUUGUGAAUGCUUCCAUUUCUGGCUGCCUUUGUAUUUCUUUUCUCAUACAGAGGAUUUUUUAAAAAUUGGGAAUUUCAUGCAUGUUUUGCAAGACAAUGUUUGGAACAUUGCAUUUGUAUAUCAAAGGAACAUGUUAAUCUGUACCUUUUGAAUUAUGGCAACACAUACGAACAGUAUUAGCCAAGAGCUGUUUAUGGAGUAGCUGACUUCAAUGUGCCAGUCUUUUAUUUUUCUUUUCUUUUUUUUUUCCUUUUAUUUUUGGAGUCAAUUGAGUAUGGUCUCAUUUUUUUUCCUUUUUGUAUAUUGCACUGACAAAUGUGAAAUCCUCUCAAAAUUAUAUACGCCUUCCUGAAAUUGUUGCGUAACAAAAGGAUGAUAAUGGAUCAACUCUUGAAAAGAAUAAUCCAUUCCUGUGUAUCCUGCAGCAAAAUAGUUUGGAGUGUUUGGUUACUUAAAGAGUUUUCCAUCUUGCUAUACAAAUAUUUAAAUUUUAUAAUUGUGGUUGACUAAUAAACUUAUUCUAAAAGGUCUCUAUUAGUAUGCUUCUGUUAAUAUUGUUUUGUUUUUAAACAAGCUCCUAGUCAAGGAAUUUUUUUCGUGUGGGUGUCUGUUCUCAGAGCUUUGCUUUAGUGAAGUCAGUGCCAUUCUGGAUGCGCAAGUGCACGUUACAUUUUCCACCAUAUUUGUUUUCUGACUUUUCUCCUGGGUGUGUUGAAGGUCUGCCGCGGCUGCUACUGUUGUUGGAUUUCAAAUGAUCUCGUAAUUCUUUUCCAGUGGUUAAAUAAUUCACUUGGAACAUUUUGAAGGAAUAGCACUGACUUAAAAGCCUGCUUUUUACAUGUCAGCACAGGAACAUCAUUGCUGUGGACCAGCACGCUGGCAUUCAUUCAAGGUUCGGCUGGAGUGAAACUGGCAUGAGGAUGAAACUGGAUGACAACUAGGGAGUAGCAUUAAAGCACAUCUUUGUGGAAGGAGGAAGGAUAAAGGUGGGCUCUGCAGCUGUAACAUAAAGUGUAACUAUUUCAUUGUGCUUCAAAAUUGGCUUAGGCUGCUGCCUGGAAGCAGGAUGUUAACAGUUUCAGUGUAAACAAGUCACAUUUCCAGUGGAUGGGUCAUGUACUUUGACUUCAACAGAUGAACUCAGGCUGUUUUUGUGGCUGAUACUUUCCUUUCCCCCUGCCUGGCAUUUUACAUUGACAUCUCUUCAGGACCUUUCGCUCUGUAUUCUUGAUUGUUAGCCUUUGCUUCCACAAACUCAGUUUUCCAUCUUUAUUAAUCUCUCUUGUUCCCAUGGCUCAAGAUUGUGAACUGUACUUUUUUCCAGGAUCUGGGUCUUUGAACAGAAGAAGUAGAACCCAUAUAGAAGGGAAAGCGAUGGCAAAAGGGCUUAAAAGGGGAUGAUUAUAGCAGGUACUUGUAGUACUUUAUCUAGGAGCUUGUAAAGCUGCUGUCCUUUUCUUCUUCUGAAAGAAAAUAUGCGUUAUCUUAUUUACGUGCUUGGAACACAUCUCAGCUUGACUUUCAAGGUCUUGAAGUUUGGGAGGCUUGUGGUAGCCAGGAUGUGGCUUUGUUUUUGUGGGUUUUGUUUUUGUUGUUACUGUUGGUUUUGCUUUGAACAUAUUGUAACACAGUAGGAACUUCUGCUGAUAUUGAAUGUGUGAACUCUGCCUCUCACUCUAGGUUUUUGCAACAACCCUACCAGAAAUACACUGCCAGAAAUGCAUUGUAAAAAAUGUCCUGGAAUAAUACAAAGUUAGAUCUUCUGAAGGUGUCACGUGCAUAUACAGAUAUGUGUGGAAGAGAGCUAUUGUUUUCUUAUUCUCUACUUUUAAAAAAUGGGACAUAUAUGCUUUGAAAUGGAAAUAAAAUGA